AAUGUUGUUGUAUUCCCUUCCCGUGCUGUGACAAUAGAAAAUGCUCUUCAAUUGUUCUCACCGGCCCUUGCAAUUGUUGAUGAACAUCUGACCAGACAUUUGCCGAAGCAGUGGUUAAGAUCUUUAGCGAUUGAGGAAAGAGCAGACGGUAAAGACACUAUCGGUGUAAUUGAGGCACCACGCCAAUCAGAUUUGCUGAUCGAGUUGAUCAGGAAAUUGAAGCCUCAGGUUGUUGUUGCUGGCAUGGCUCAAUUUGAGGCUAUCACCAGUGCUGCUGUUGUGAAUUUACUAAGCGCAACGAAAGAUGUUGGUUCUCGGUUACUCCUAGAUAUAUCAGAGCAUCUGGAGUUGUCUAGUCUGCCAAGAUCUAAUGGUGUAUUGAAAUAUCUUGCUGGAAACUCCCUGCCUUCCCAUACAGCUAUACUGUGCAGUUUAGUAAAGAAUCAGGUAACCGUAACUUAA
Molecule: messenger RNA, 462 nt
Organism: Triticum dicoccoides
Lineage: Eukaryota; Viridiplantae; Streptophyta; Magnoliopsida; Poales; Poaceae
Product: methionine S-methyltransferase-like
Exons: 2
Source: RefSeq, a predicted model, not a curated record